This is a messenger RNA of Puccinia triticina, 204 nucleotides long. RefSeq lists its product as uncharacterized. NCBI's taxonomy places the organism in Eukaryota, Fungi, Basidiomycota, Pucciniomycetes, Pucciniales, Pucciniaceae. The coding region runs from base 1 to 204 and encodes 67 amino acids. The transcript has a single exon. The record is from RefSeq and is a predicted model, not a curated record.
AUGGCCGUUCAAACUCGUCGAACCAGCCAGCUCCGGCGUUCCAGGCCCCUCCCCAGUCAGCUCACCCGGCCAGAAGAACUCUCGGCCAGAAGUCCCAGACGUCCCCUCUCCACCAAGCCUAUCCGAGACUCUCCCAACAGCGCCGGAAAUCUCGAGAAACCUCAUCUGAUUCGGAUCGCUGCCCUUCGCACGCAUUCUGUUUGA